Messenger RNA from Magnolia sinica, 2563 nucleotides. RefSeq names its product pentatricopeptide repeat-containing protein At4g04370. NCBI's taxonomy places the organism in Eukaryota, Viridiplantae, Streptophyta, Magnoliopsida, Magnoliales, Magnoliaceae. The annotation marks the transcript as partial. Gene Ontology annotation, biological process: RNA modification. The record is from RefSeq and is a predicted model, not a curated record. Gene Ontology annotation, molecular function: protein binding; RNA binding. The transcript has a single exon.
CCAAAUGGACGGUCUGGAUUCACCUCUGCAAGAAACCACUGUGAGUUAACAGCCCUGGCUGCUCCCAACUGUAGAAACCUCUUCAACCGCCUCUCAACCGUAGGCGCUGCCCGCCAAACCCUCCUCUCCUACAUCUACAUGCUCAAUGACCGAAUAGCCCCUGACGCCUACACCUUCCCCUCUCUGCUCAAGGCCUGCUCUUCCCUCGGUUCGCUCUCGCACGCUCUCACCAUCCAUCAACACAUCAUCGUCAGCGGCGGCGAUUUUAUCGCCGAUGCCUACAUCGCUUCGUCUCUGGUCCAUGUGUACGCCAAAUGGGGCCACGUUGACAGUGCCCGUCAGGUGUUUGAUAGAAUGCCUUAUAGAAAUGUCGUUCCUUGGACCAUGAUCGUUGGCUGUUAUUCACAAAUGGGUGAUGUAGACAAGUCCUUUUCUAUGUACAACCAGAUGCAGCAUGAAGGAAUUCGACCCAAUUCGGUUACUGUAUUGGGUUUGCUAUCUGGGAUCUCACAGCUCUACCAUCUUCAAUGCGUGCAUUGUUGUGUUGUUCAGUUGGGAUUCGAAGUAGAUAUUGUUGUUGUGAAUUCUUUGUUGAAUGUGUAUGCGAGGUGUGGAGGAAUGGAGGCGGCUCAGCAGUUGUUCGAUGCGAUGCAUAGGUGGGACAUUGUUUCAUGGAAUUCUUUGGUUUCGGGCUACUCCAAAACUGGCAAUGUCAGUGAAUGUGUGGAACUUCUUAACAGAAUGAGGCGAGGAGAGACAAAGCCCGACCAACAUACAUUUGGGUCUGUGGCAUCUGUGAUUGCUGAUAAGAGUACAAUUGAAUCGGGCAAGUCAAUCCAUGCUCAGAUCAUAACGUCAGGAUUUGAAUCUGAUGUGCACAUUGAAACGACUCUUAUGAAUAUGUACUUGAAAUUAGGGAACAUGGAUGAAUCGUUUCAGCUGUAUGACAGAAUUGAAGAUAGAGAUGUCGUGUCGUGGACAGCGAUGAUUGCCGGUCUUGUUCAGAAUGAUAGAGGGGAUCGGGCACUGUCUGAAUUCCAUCAGAUGUUAAGAGCAAGAGUGACACCCUCUUCAGCAACCAUAGCAAGUGCUCUAGCAGCUUGUGCCCAGUUGGGUUCCUUCAAUAGUGGAACAUCCAUUCAUGCCUACAUCAUUAGGCAGAGAAUGCAAGUCGACGUAGCUGCCAUGAACUCCCUCCUUACCAUGUAUGCCAAGUGCGGUCAUUUGAUACAAUGCCAAGCUUUGUUUGACAUGAUGAGUGAUAGAGACGUGGUUUCUUGGAAUGGGAUAGUUGCUGGUUACGCUCAAAAUGGUUAUUUGAAUAAGGCAUUCUCUCUCUUCAGCAAAAUGAGAGAGGCUCGCCAAAGACCUGAUUCAAUCAGUGUGGUCUCCCUUCUCCAAGCUUGUGCUUCUACUGGCACGCUCCAUCAAGGGAAGUGGGUCCACAAUUAUAUUCUCAGAAAUGGUUUGAGGCCGUCUAUCUCGGUUGACACUGCUUUAAUCGAUAUGUACUCAAAAUGCGGUGACAUGGAAGCUGCUCAAAGGUGUUUUGACGGAAUGCCGGAACAGGAUCUGGUCUCAUGGAGUGUGAUUAUUGCAGGAUAUGGGAGUCACGGGAAGGGGGAGACUGCGCUGAGGAUAUACUUGGAUUUUUUGCAGACAGGAAUAAAGCCGAAUCCAGUCCUGUUUCUAUCUGUACUCUCUGCUUGUAGUCACGCCGGACUCGUGCCUGAAGGUCUGAGAGUAUUCCAAUCUAUGAAUGAAGAUUUUGGGAUUGAGCCCAAGCUAGAACACCAUGCCUGUGUUGUUGAUCUCCUCUGUCGAGCAGCAAGGGUACAAGAUGCAUACAGAUUUGUAAAGGCAAUGUUGUCGCAGCCCACCAUAGACAUUCUUGGGAUACUCCUCGAUGCUUGUAGGACCCACAGAGAUGUGGAUCUUGGUGAAGCCAUUGCAGGAGAAAUCCUUCAGUUGAAGCCUGAGAAUGCUGGGAAUUAUGUGCAAUUAGCACACAGCUAUGCAGCGAUUAGCAGAUGGGAUGGCGUGUGUGAGGCAUGGAGGCAGAUGAAAUCUCUAGGGUUGAAGAAGGUGCCCGGUUGGAGUUCCAUCGAAUUGCAUGGGACUGCUACAUUGUUCUUUGUAGAUCACACUUCACAUCCUCAGCAUGAAGAGAUGAUUUUGAUGUUAAAGAUCCUUGACAUUGAAAUGAGAAAUAGGAACUCUAAAUUCCAUCUCUACUCCCAGUAACCGUUAUACAAUGUUGGCUCUCAGGACAGAUUCAAUGAGGUAGUUAUUCAAGAUUGGGAAUUUUUCAGAAAAAAAAAAAAGAAAGAAAAAAAAAAAGAAGAAGAGGAAUUUCCUUAAAAGAAUCAAAUAAAUUGUCACUGAGAUUUUCGAGGCUUUAUUAAACUACUAAGCAAUUCAUGUAUUAUUUUGCAAAUCAUGAAUGAUUCUGGAGUUUGUUCUGGGGAGAAAAGAAAGCCAGGUCAGGAGAGUCUGAACUAUGCUGCUAAUAACAGGGUCUUCUAACCCAGAAAAGACCCAAAAACAUGUGCUUGCUUGUUUC